Molecule: messenger RNA, 432 nt
Organism: Myodes glareolus (Bank vole)
Lineage: Eukaryota; Metazoa; Chordata; Mammalia; Rodentia; Cricetidae
Gene: Pgpep1l
Product: pyroglutamyl-peptidase I like
Source: RefSeq, a predicted model, not a curated record
CUCCAUGUGGGCAUGGACGCUUCCCCCAAAACCAUCUUUCUGGAACAGUGUGACUAGAACCGAAGUUAUCAGGAUACAGACAUAAGAGGCUUCCAGCUUGAGGGUGGAGUGUGCCUCUCAGGUGGCCCGGAAGUGACGCUGUCUGUUGUCAGCAUGAAGGAAGUCUGCCGUGGAGCUAUUAAGAAUGUGCAGGAGCAAUGGGGAACUUCCUGUGGUUGCAGGUGCGUCUGCGACUUCACCUACUGCCUGUCUCUGAACCUUGGAGAUGGGCAUGCAGCGCUCAUCCAUGUCCCUCCGCUGUCACCCUGGCUCCCAGCCAGCCUUCUGGGCAAAGCCUUGCAAGUCAUCAUCCAAGAAAUGCUGGAAGAAAGCGAAGUCCAGACUCAAAAAUAUAACAGCCGAAGGGAAGCAGCAGGGGGAUGGCUCCUUUAG